Aethina tumida (small hive beetle) is the source of this 688-nucleotide messenger RNA. Its product is annotated as ankyrin repeat domain-containing protein 39. The transcript is spliced from 3 exons. The record is from RefSeq and is a predicted model, not a curated record. Bases 165 to 623 code for a protein of 152 amino acids. Gene Ontology annotation, molecular function: protein binding. NCBI's taxonomy places the organism in Eukaryota, Metazoa, Arthropoda, Insecta, Coleoptera, Nitidulidae.
UUCAUUUAUCGAUUGACCGAACUCUUGAACUUGACGAUGGCACAGGAAACAGCUGAUCUGUCACUUCGUACGCUGUUCCGUGGGAAAAUUUGCCGUACGUAGUCUUUAACGUGGUCCGUCGAUUUUGCUUGCGUUUCAAAUCGUAACCAGCCAGUCAGCCAGAAAUGUAUUCACACUGCGACCACGACGACUGUUCAUUGAAAUGCAAACACACAUCGACCGCCUCGCAGUCCAUGGACGAAAUGGACUUCGACAGGGGCAUAUGGUCGGCGGCGAUGUACGGCGAAAUCGAUAAGAUCAAGAAAUGUCUGGACAAAACCGACGUGAACACGACGGACAAAUACGGUUUCACCGCCCUGCACUACGCCGCCAGGAACGGCCAGCUCGAGGCGUGUAAAUACUUGGUGAAACGUGGAGCCAAUGUCAACGUGCAGACAAAGGAGCUGAGAGCCACACCUCUUCAUCGAGCCGUGUCUGUAGGACAUCAAGCUGUAGUUGAAUAUUUGUUGAGCGUCGGAGCUGACGCAAGCAUUAGGGAUUCGGAUGGGAAAUUGGCGGUGGAUAGAGCCAAGGAUAACGGGCGGGCAACAAUUAUGGCAGUGUUGCAGGGAAAUAAAACUUAGUAUUGGAAAAAUGUAAUACCUCUUUAUUAUAAAAUAAAAUAUCACAUAUUUAAAAAUAAAAAGAU